Molecule: messenger RNA, 2521 nt
Organism: Falco peregrinus (peregrine falcon)
Lineage: Eukaryota; Metazoa; Chordata; Aves; Falconiformes; Falconidae
Product: isopentenyl-diphosphate Delta-isomerase 1
Exons: 5
Coding region: 78-917 (279 amino acids)
Biological process (GO): isoprenoid biosynthetic process; isopentenyl diphosphate biosynthetic process
Cellular component (GO): cytoplasm
Molecular function (GO): isopentenyl-diphosphate delta-isomerase activity
Source: RefSeq, a predicted model, not a curated record
CGCGGUGGGGCGAUCGGGCGAUGCGGUGACGUUGGUGCUCGGGGGCGCUGCCAUUGGCGGCGGCGGGGUGACGGGCCAUGUGGCGCGUGCUGCGCCGCGCCGUUACCGCGGGCGGCCGCCGAGCCCCCGUCCCUCAGGGGCGUUGGUGCCGCUGCCGCCAGCCGCUCGCGUCCGCCGCCGGCCGCUGCAGGGGGCAGGCCUGGGCUGAGAGUAGAACCUCUGCUACCAUCAGGAUGCCUGAAGUAAACACAGAUCACCUGGAUGAGCAGCAGGUGCAGCUCUUGGCAGAAAUGUGCAUCCUUAUCGAUGAAAAUGAUAAUAAGGUUGGAGCAGAUACCAAGAAAAACUGUCACUUGAAUGAAAACAUUGAUAAAGGUUUACUGCACCGAGCUUUCAGUGUUUUCUUAUUUAAUACAGAAAAUAAACUGUUGCUGCAGCAGAGGUCAAGUGCAAAAAUAACAUUUCCAGAUUGUUUUACCAACACUUGUUGCAGUCAUCCUCUAAGCCAUCCACUAGAACUGGAAGAAAAUAAUGCCAUUGGUGUUCGGAGAGCAGCACAGAGACGACUAAAAGCAGAGUUAGGAAUUCCGAUGGAGCAGGUAACUCCAGAAGAAAUCUCCUACCUGACGCGGAUUCACUACAAGGCCAAGUCUGAUGGGAUCUGGGGUGAACAUGAGAUAGACUAUAUCCUGUUUGUACAGAAGGACGUAAUGCUGAAUCCCGACCCUAAUGAGAUCCAAAGCUACUGCUACGUGACACAGAAAGAACUGAAACAGCUCUUGGACAAAGCUUCCAAGAAUGAAGUUAAGAUUACUCCGUGGUUUAAACUAAUUGCAGAGACCUUUCUUUUUAAGUGGUGGGAUAACUUAAGUAACUUGAACAAAUUUGUUGAUCAUGAAAAAAUACAUCGAAUGUAAAUAGGUGGGAUAAAAGAUGCUGAAAGCUAGCAGUGAUGUGCUGUCCUGUUAAUACUAUGGUAGAUUAUGACUCUUGAGUGCAGAAGAUUUGCUCACCUGGAGCAUGUUUAAUUACUUUACACAGAGAUGGUUAUAGCCAAUGAGUUUUUCUUCCGUAUUGACCUCCCCUUCCCCCCAGCCCUGUUGUCUUGGGUGAGUUAAGCUUGCUGUCAUGUGAAAUGGGUGAUGGUAAUGUAAGAAACCCCUGGGUCCAUCUUCCUCCGUUACCUGGUGUGACAUGAGAUCCUCAGUCUGUGUGUGCCUGGUUUGCUCUUACUCCCUCACCUAGCUACACACGCUGGCAGGGCAAGUUGGGCGAGUCCUGUCCAGCUUGUUAGAGCUGGUACAUUCUCAGCUGUAUGUUACUAUGCCUUCUAAAGUAGUGAUUACAAAUGAAUCUAGAUGACUAGUUGCCUGAAAAAAACCCAACAAUUAAUUCAAAGUAAUCAGGAUGAUUUUAAUUGCAGACAGCAAAUCUCUUCAGCUACUCUAUAAUUAACCAAACACAUAAAAGCUUAAGUAAUUGGAUUAUCUGUGUGGACUGAGUUUCACUUUGACGUGCUGCAGUGUCACACACAGCUUUAGAUAAUAAACAUUGCAGGUUUUGUUUGGGGUUUUUUUCCCUACUACCUUUUCUGGUGAGUUGAUGGCAGAGUACUGGACAUCUCUUUUUAAAAAAAAAAAAAAAAAGGUGGUGUUGGCGGUGGUUAAUUAUACCAAAUGUAUUUGGUACCUAUCUAAUAUAGAAGAUGGCCUGCCUUUGGAGAAGGGAUGUGCAUUAAAUGACUCUUUCCCAUCUUCCAGAAAACAAAGGCAUCUUGAUAAAAGCUUUUUUCCCUGCAACACCCACUGCAAAUCAUUCCUGGAGAACUCAGACCCCUCAAACUCCAAAAUUUAAGAUUGACAAUUUAUGAGUUUAUACCAGGUCUUAAUUUCAGUUACUUGGAAAAGAGCUAAUCCUCUGAUUGUGCAGUCAAUUGCUAGAAACAAGUAAAAUGGAAGGCUUUUUUAAAAUCAGACAAAUAAUCAACAGUAUCUCACUUUGAAUUUAAAAUUCUUGGAUUUGGGUUUUCUCCCCCAAAAAAGCGUAAUAGUGAUUUCUUCUGUGAGCAGGCAACUCGACUGAGAUUUCAGUUCACUUCUCCCAGAGGUGUCUUGAUGAAAUAGGAUGUUUUUCAUACCACUUCUCAUUGCAUGUAAAACAUGGUUGUAACUAGUCUGUGGUUUCAAAGUAAAGCUAAUUUUUUUACAGUGGCUAAGAUACUUCUCUUUCUUGCCCCAGCUGUGACUGCAGCACUGAACCUUCUAUGUGCUGCCAUCUCUAGUGGUUCAGCACCUACAGGUUUUGGAGCCCAGUUUGUUGUAAUUUGACCUGAACUGAUUUAUUGUUUUGAAGCAAAUAGUGGGUGAGGGAAUAGUGAUGCAAUGAACAGGUGUCUUGAACUCAGUGCAAUCAGCCACAUUGUACAAAUAAUGUAAUUGAGUACGUUUGAAAUACUUAAAAUACUUUUUAAAUAAAACACUAUCUUAAAUACAAGACUAUGAUUAAAAUACCUAACCUAAAA